Anopheles merus is the source of this 3967-nucleotide messenger RNA. RefSeq names its product mutS protein homolog 4-like. Bases 694 to 3402 code for a protein of 902 amino acids. Lineage: Eukaryota; Metazoa; Arthropoda; Insecta; Diptera; Culicidae. Gene Ontology annotation, cellular component: nucleus. Gene Ontology annotation, molecular function: ATP-dependent DNA damage sensor activity; ATP binding; mismatched DNA binding. The transcript is spliced from 3 exons. The record is from RefSeq and is a predicted model, not a curated record. Gene Ontology annotation, biological process: reciprocal meiotic recombination; mismatch repair.
GUACAUUAUGCAAACAGUCACAGAAAGAAAGGCAACACAUUUGAACAUACCAAACAAGCCCAAAAACUUCAAAGUAGAUAGCACAGACCCAUCAAAAUAGUUUGCAAAACAAAACAAAAACGAACCCAAUUUGCGAUACAAUGAAAUAGAAAAGAGAAACAGAGCGUUCACCGGCAUUUAACACAAACAAACACGUUUAGUACACACGCCACGUGGAAGACACAGCGCUACAACACAGUCACACACAUACACACACAUAGACAGGUUGUGUUGGUUGUGAGGCGGUAGUUACACACGACAUUUGGAAAUAGUAUGGGUUGCGCUAAUUGUGUAAAGUUGUGCAAACAAUGUUUUUGUAAAAAUUGAACAAACAAAAAACUUGAGGAGAAGGGGAAGAAGAAGGACACGCGCUGGACCGACUGUUUGCUCCCCCUCCAGUCGUCCACUCUGCCAACAGGGACGCCGCCGUGGGCAGGUCGCUCGCACCGCCGGUGGGUGUGUUUGUUUGUGUGCGCGAAUGGGAAAUAAUAUACAAAUUUCGAAAUACACGCCAUUGAAAUUACUCACCGUGUGUUGGUUGUUUCUCAUCUGCCCAUCCCAGUUGGCUGGGGUAAGUAUGCACGCUCAGUUUCGCGUUGACAGUUGCUCUAGCUUGCAGAGACCGUAUCGUGUACUGUCAACCUUCCUUCGGCGAUGAAUUUCAUACCAUAUCGUAGUAAAAGUGUUCCACCACUCGCCGCUGCUGGAUUGCCGGUGCGAUCCCGUGGUCGUGAUGAGCCGCUUAGAAACGAUCGUUCAAUGCCCUACAGCCGAAGCCGUUCGUUUGCCGGGGCACGCAAUGAAACGUCAUCGAGCAGUUCGCACGCACCAAGACAAUCGAAUCAAACGGCAAACAGCACCCGAGAUGGACCGUUUGUGAUUGUGGUGCUUGCCGAGGGCCGAGGACAUGCCGCACUCGAGGUCGGUCUAGCCGCAAUGGACGUUACCUCACCACACCUGAAGCUCACCCAAUACGGAGACAACUUUUGGUACUCGGUCACACUAACAACGCUGCACGCACUGGACCCAACGGUGGUUUUCUUCUCCGAGCACGCACUCACCAACGGAACGUCCUACCUGCCGAAACUGAUCCACCAGUACCUUCCCCGCACUCAGGUCCGAGGACUGGGAAGAUCGUACUUCAACGACAGCCUCGCCGAAAGCUACCUCUCCCAGCUGUGCAGCCGUGAUUAUGCCAAACUGCGAGGGCUCAUCCACAGCAAGUACUACGGCAUGGCAUCCUGCGGUGCUUUGCUGCGACACCUGAUGGAAACGGCACUGCUGCAGAUUGCUACCAAGUCGCUCAAGCUGAGCUACCUCGACAAGGUGUCCACGAUGACGAUGGACGUGGAGUGCAUUGGGCAGCUGGAGCUGCUCGGGCCGCUCCAGAAAGGGGACGAGCGGAAGUCGCUGUUUGGAUUUCUGAACCACUGCAUCACGUCCAUCGGCAAGCGUCAUCUGCGAGCCAAUAUCAUAGAGCCAUGGACGAACCGGGAGCGGUUGGAGAUGCGUCUCCGGUGCAUUCGGGAGUUUCUGGGCAAUCCGACGCUGCUGCAGAGUGUACGCAAAACCUUGGCCGAGGUGAAAGAUGUCGGUGGAUUGCUUAAGCUGUCGGUCGACAUCGAUCGAAUGAAAACAACGCACCAAAACACGGUUCACAUGCUCAAUCAAGCGUCAAGCCUUCGCAACGUGCUGAAAGUGGUCCCGAAGCUGCGGGACCUGCUGCGGGACGUGCGUGCCGAAUAUCUGAACGAUUUGAAGCAAACGCUUGAGGAGCAGGUGUACGCUGAGUUACUCCAAAACAUCUGCAAAGUGUUGGACGACAGUCCAAUGGAGAGAAACACGUCCUACAAUAGGCUGUUUCUUGUGCGCACCAACAUCAACUCGAUACUGGACCUACUUCGAACACUGUAUUCCGGUGUUAUCGACGAGAUUCGUCAGUAUGUGGCGGAGUUGAGUCUCGCUACGCGAAUGCAGCUCAGACUUCACCACUCCAAACCGAACGGGUUCCAUCUGCUGUACGUGUUGGCGAACGAGGAAGUAGACAAUGUGGCUGAACAGUUGAGCAGUAGCUUUCAGAUACUUAGCCGGACCGGUCGGCGAUAUACACUCUCCAAUGGAAGGCUGAUGGCGUUCAAUGAGAAGCUCAACUCAGUCGCAAAGGAGAUUGAUGAGAUCAGUUACGGUAUCAUUCGGGGGCUGAUCGAGAGCAUACGGGAUAGUAUAGAUGCGGUGUACAACCUGGUCGGAUGCUUGACAGAUCUGGACGUGGUGCAGGCGCUUGCCAUCGUCAGCCAGGGGAAAGAGUUCUGCGAGCCUACCUUCGGAGAGGAGACGAAGAUAGUCUCUGGAAGACAUCCACUGCUGGAAAGCAUCUGCGGAGAGCGGAAGGUCGUUCGUAAUAAUGUGAUCUCCACUCCCGAGUACAAUGUGUUUAUCGUCACCGGGCCCAAUAUGAGCGGCAAAACGGUGUACAUGAAAACGAUCUGCACCUUGCAGAUCAUGGCCCAGCUUGGCUGCUAUAUACCGGCAUCGCAAGCACAGGUUCGGAUCGUCGACCGACUGCUGACCAUCUACGGUGACGCAGACAACCUCCAGCAGGAUGAUGCAGAGUCCAACCGGAUGUACAACAAGCUGCAGUUUGUACGCCACUGCUUAACCCCAAACAGUUUAGUCGUGAUCGACGAGCUGUACGGUGACACUCACCGCCCCGAUACGACCAGUGACAAGUGGGCACUGCUGGAACGCAUCAUCGAUCACGUUGGAUACGUUGGUGAGGGAAGCGAGUCGGUCGUUCCAACGCUAGCAUCAAUCCGCAAACCGUUCAUCUUCAUCACGACCCACUGCAUGGACAUGUUGAGCCCGCUCGAGGUGCAUCACAACGUCUCGAAGCUCUGCCUGCAGACGGAAACGGUCCAGGUGGAUGGGGUGGAGCGUUUGCGGUACAAGUACGUCGUCACCGAGGGACGCACGGUGGUGCAGCACUACGGACUAUCGCUCGCCCGUACCGUCAACAUGCCCCAGGAUGUGCUAGACCGGGCGGAACAGCUCUGUCGUGGAGAUUUGAAGCAUCAUCUAGCGACAGCAUCCAGCGGCUCGGCCAAUCGGUCCCACAAUCGUACCAACAAUCAAUCGACCACCAACACCACGCUGCAUACGCUGUCGACGCAGGGCAGCUUCAAUGAGUUCUUUAAACUGUUCUACCACCUUUACGGUAAGGUAGCGCACAGCGUGCGUAACGCGGAGAACGUCCAGGAGCAUCUGACCGAGCAGCUGGAGCAGUUCGUCGCUUCCGUACCGGAAGAGGUGCGCGAAUUUCUGCGGGUAACGCCCCUGGAGCAGUUGCUGCAGCUCGACGCUUGACGAUCGCGCUGUUGUUGAUCGCGUGCUUCGGUGCUGAUGCAAACAUGUGUUGUUGUUUUGCGUUGCCAGCGGGGUCACGACACCGCGGGGAAGACGAGAAUAAACAAGUAGCGUAAUUCGAUGCUUACCCAGCAUACGUCUGCUGCCUGCUUGGUUCCUCUGCUCGUCGCAAGCGCUCACAAGCCUCCUGCGCUGCAUGCUUCUAACCACGAGGAGCUGUUUUUCGCUCUCUCUCGUGACGGGUAGCCUUGGCCUGGCUGUAGAUACAUGUUGUUUUUUUCUUCCAAGAACUAACACACGCACACACAUACGUCUUUCCGGAGGAGUGUCUAGACUGUUGGGCGUAGUUCGUGGCGCGGCCUGUUCGAAUGACGCUGAUUCGGUAUUGAUUAAGUUGUUUUGUUGGUCGUUUCAUUCGACGACCAUUGGGCUGAAAAAAGAGGUUAAGAGGCAUUAAAGAAAUGCGAUUUCCAGACUGAAGUUACUCAAAUCGAAUAUCCCAAAGAGGUUGGCUUCGAUUUGGAUGCUCCAAUCCUUCAGAAUUGAAGCAUCUGUAUCAUCUGGC